CUCUGAGACAGAAUGGCGUCAGGAUCUUCUCCCUUGGAAGAGGAGCUCUCCUGUCCUGUGUGCUCUGAAAUAUUCAGGGAUCCUGUUGUCCUGAGAUGCAGUCACAGCUUCUGUAAGGCCUGUCUGCAGCAGCACUGGGAACAGAAGGGAUCUCAGGAGUGCCCAGUUUGCAGGAGAAGAUCUUCUAUGGAUCCACCUCACCCUAGCCUGUCUCUGAGGAAUACCUGUGAGGCGUUCUUAAAGGAGAGAAGUCAGAGAGCUAAAGCAGGAUCUGAAGUGCUCUGCAGUCUGCACAGUGAGAAACUCAAACUCUUCUGUUUGGAGGAUCAAAUACCCGUCUGUGUUAUCUGCCAAACUUCAAAAAAACAUGAAAACCACAAAAUGCGCCCAGUUCAGGAGGCUGCCGAAGAGUAUAAGGAGAAACUCAGGACUGCACUGGCUCCACUGCAGGAGAAGCUAAAAGCCUUCAAUGCAGUGAAACUAAUCUGUGAUCAAACAGCAGAGCACAUCAAGAACCAGGCCCAGCACACAGAGAGACAGAUAAAGAUGGAGUUUGAGAAACUUCAGCAGUUCCUGAAAGAUGAAGAGGCAGCCAGGAUCACUGCACUGAGGGAGGAAGAGAUGCAGAAGAGUCAGAUGAUGAAGAAGAAGAUUGAGAAGAUGACAGAAGAGAUAUCAUCCCUUUCAGAACAAAUCAGAGCCAUAGAACAGGAGCUGGGUGCUGAAGACGUCUCAUUCCUGCAGAGAUGUAGAGAAGUAGAGAAACGAGCCCAGUGCACACUGGCGGAUCCAGAGAAGGUCUCCGGAGCGCUGAUUGAUGUGGCCAAGCACCUGGACAAUUUGAAGUACAGAGUGUGGGAGAAGAUGCUGGGGUCUGUUCAAUACAUGCUGCCUGUGAGGGGGCAGACACAGGUGGAAAAGAGAGUGGUGGAAGACCUUCUGGAAGCAUUUGGGGAGGAGGCCCUGAAGUACGCUGUUGUCCUGUUUACCAACGGAGACCGGCUUGAGGACAACGAGACCAUCCAGCAGUUUGUGGAUAAACGUGACCACCUGAAAACACUUGUCCAAAAGUGUGGAAACCGGUUUCAUGUCAUCGAUAACAUAUACUGGAAUAACCCCACUGAGGGUGACGAUGAAGUCAGAAGCAACGUCGUUCAAAUCAAAGCGCUGCUGAACACGAUUGAUCAGAUGGUGGAACAGAACGUAGGGGAGUGCUACACCAACGAGAUGCUCCAAGCUGUGGAACAAGCCAUAGAAGAGGAAAUGGCAAAGGUUGAAGCUUCCUCCAGGAACUCAUUAGGAUCGACGAAGAUGAAGAUGAAGGUCGCACACUGGAGCCGCACGCCGUAG
Messenger RNA from Anguilla rostrata (American eel), 1350 nucleotides. Its product is annotated as E3 ubiquitin-protein ligase TRIM35-like. The record is from RefSeq and is a predicted model, not a curated record. Gene Ontology annotation, cellular component: cytoplasm. Gene Ontology annotation, molecular function: ubiquitin protein ligase activity; GTP binding; zinc ion binding. The transcript has 7 exons. Lineage: Eukaryota; Metazoa; Chordata; Actinopteri; Anguilliformes; Anguillidae. Bases 13 to 1350 code for a protein of 445 amino acids. Gene Ontology annotation, biological process: protein ubiquitination.